AUGCAGAACUCAUGUGCCCGAAUUUUGAACCUUUCCUAUCAAGUGAAGGUGACGUUCUAUGAUACUGUGAGAAACGAGAAUGCUCCUAUAGAACCUCUUCAUAAUCGUUCCUAUCUCAUAACAGGAAGAGUGAGAGUUGUUUGCCGUCAACGAUGCUUCCACACUCAUCAAAAACUCAUAAUUGCUAAAGCAGUACGCCUGCACCAACAUUUCAAGGCGCUCAGCAAUGUACAGCUUAUGUGA
Necator americanus (New World hookworm) is the source of this 243-nucleotide messenger RNA. RefSeq lists its product as uncharacterized. The transcript has 4 exons. NCBI's taxonomy places the organism in Eukaryota, Metazoa, Nematoda, Chromadorea, Rhabditida, Ancylostomatidae. The record is from RefSeq and is a predicted model, not a curated record. The coding region runs from base 1 to 243 and encodes 80 amino acids.